AUUUAAAAUAAAGAAAGAGAAUGACAGAUUUAAAUAUUCAGUUCCCAGCUGAUUCUAAAUUUACACAAUCAGAUAAAAAAAAUAUUGAACAAUAUUUUUUAAAUAAAAAUAUUAAAAAUAAAAAUAUCUUAUUUAGUGGAAUAUAUACAGAUUUAAAAAAGAAAAAAGUUUGGGAUAUAGGUUCAAAACAACAACAAGAAGAAGAUAAAAUAUUAAUAAUAUCAUCAUAUAGAUUCCAUGUAUUUUCAUCAGCUACAGGUGGUAAAUUGGUAUUCGAUGCACAUAUUUUAGAGUUAUUAGAUUAUCAAAUUGCCGAUAAUGAAAGUGAAGCAGUUUUAAAGUUUAAUAAUCAAAAUAUUAUUGGUUUUAAUAAUUCAGAAAAAGUUGGUGAACUUUCAGUUGCAAUUAAAAAAAUGUUUUCAUUAAAUUUCCCAGGUAUGCAACAAAAAGGUCAACAACAACAACAACAACAAGAGCAACAGGUUAGUCAAUGCGGUGGCUUUUCACGUUCAUAUCGUUGUUGUUCAGAUUUUUAUGGUAUUCAAGUUAGAGAAGAUAUAUGUUGGGAAAUUGAUAACCUAUUCGAAGCAAAUAAUAUUAAAGAUUUAAAUUUAAGUGAUUGGCCAGAACCACCAACUCCAUCUCAAGGUCGUGCAAUGAUUGAUGCUUUAAAGUAUAAUCAAUGGUUUGAAUCGAUUACCGUGUUCAAUAAUCCAUCAUCAUGUAAAAUUGGUAAUGAUGGUAUUCAUUCGAUUACUCGUGUUUUAGAGACCAAUAAAAAGAUUUCAAAGAUUACUCUUCAAAAUAUUAAUGCACGUGAAUCUUGGAUAACUCCAGAAACUUGGAUGUCUUUAGCUUUCAGUAACUAUCUCCAUACAGUCGAUUUAUCAAACAACUCAAUUGAAGAUCGUGGUGUUCAAUUCCUUUGUAACGAUUGGCUUUCAAGUGUUAGUCACGAAAUUCAUUCGAUCAAUCUCUCUAAAUGUGGUAUUGGUAAACAAGGUCUUUCAAACUUAUUUAAAACUUUUAAACAAAAUAAAUGGAUCAGUAAAAAUAUUAAAUUCCUUUCGAUCUCUGGUAAUCGUUUAGAAGAAGCUGCCGCUGAUAUGGUUACAUUUUUAGCCGAUGCUCCAUCUCUUCGUCAAUUCGAAAUGGCCAACUGUCUCCCAACAUGGUCUUCUUUAAAACCAUCAAAUUCAAUUCAAAGAUCAAAAGAAACUAGAAUUAUAUCGAAAUUAGAUCUUUCUGGCAAUCGUUUAAAUUUAGCACCAGGUGGUAGUUUAGCAAAUAAACAAAUAUCUGAACAGAAUGCUAAUGAUCUCUCAGCUUUCCUCCAAUUAAUCGCACCAAAUCUUGCUGAUAUUAAUCUUUCAUCCACUUUUCCACACUCCAAUUCAAUCUAUACAAUUCUUUCAUCGAUUUCAAAUCUCAUUCGUCUUGAUCUCUCAGAUAAUGAGUUAGAAGAGGAGGGUAUUGUUACAUUGGUUGAAGUACUUUGCCAUACCACACUUCCAAAACUUAAACAUCUUUAUAUCAAUCGUAAUUUCACCAUUAGCUCACCAACUGAUAUUAUUUCAAAAACACUUCAACAAACAUUAUCACUUAGCAGAGUAACAUCCAAGAUCACUGGUAAUGAUACAACUAGUAGCAGUUCAGGUUCAUCAAAAGAGUCAAUUGCUAAUGCCGUCAGAUCACUUGUUAAACUUAUUUCACCAGCUUCAUUUGCAUUAUGCCCAAUUGAAACUCUUCAUAUUGCAGGUUGUAAUAAUGGUCGUCUCAAAUCUGAAAUUAUCCCAUUGGCUCAAGCAUUAUUAAAGAACGAUACCAUCACUGAAAUCGAUAUUAGUGGACACCAUGCUGGUGAUGAUUUAGCAAUUGCUUUAGGUCGUGUUAUUCAAGUAAAUAAAACCAUUAAAACUUUAUAUUGGGACGAAAAUCUUACAACUGUAGUAGGUUUAGAAUACUUUUCAAUUGGUUUCAAAAGAAAUCAAUCUAUUCAACAUAUGCCUUUAUUAGUUUUAGAUAUUGCAGAGUUCUUAAAGCAACCAGAAAAUUCACCAUCAAUGCAAAUGAUUAAAGAACGUUUAAAACUUGUAGAUACCACAACAACAGUUCAACAAAGGGUUACCCAAUUAGCUUCUGAUAUCCAAUCACAAAUUAUAAAUAAUAAUUUAAGAAAAAUGAAGGAUGCUAUUAAUAAGGCAGUAACAAGAAAACGUAAUGAGGCGGCAAUUUCUAGUACAAUGAAUUCACCACAACCAAAAUUACAACAACAACAGGUUCAACAACAACAACAAGUACAACAGGUACAACAACAACAACAAGAACCACAACAAAUCGAUUCACCAGUACAAACAUCCUCUACUCCACCACAAAAUGAACAAAAAGAUGAAUUUGUUGAAGAAUCGCUUAUUUAAACAAAUAAAAAAAAGG
Molecule: messenger RNA, 2433 nt
Organism: Dictyostelium purpureum
Lineage: Eukaryota; Evosea; Eumycetozoa; Dictyosteliales; Dictyosteliaceae
Exons: 2
Coding region: 21-2417 (798 amino acids)
Biological process (GO): cell migration; regulation of Arp2/3 complex-mediated actin nucleation
Cellular component (GO): lamellipodium; plasma membrane
Molecular function (GO): protein binding
Source: RefSeq, a predicted model, not a curated record